AUGUCCAUUCAUCUUCACUUCAUUUCCUUCCAUUACCAUCCUUCUAUCAUUUUCUUUUUUGUUCAUUCAUCUGCUGCCUUUUUACUUAACUACUCCCUCAUCUUUCUUUUUUUUUCCUCAACCCUUGUUUUCUGCUUCCUUUCUUUCUUUCAAAUUCAGCCAUUUGCCACAUUGCAUUUUUCUCUUCCUCUUUUUCUCUACGCAUCUUCUAUUUCUCGCAUUUCCGUCUCUCUGUUUCUCAGUCCCUUUCCUUAUAUCACUGUGACCUCAAAAUAUUUUAUCACUCUCUAUUUCUCUCUCGGUCUUUUCAUUUCUCUCAAUUUCUUAACUCUUUCUUUACUAAGAAUUCUUUCUUUUUGUUUGUUUGUUUCUUUCUUUCUUUCUCCAUGCGUUAUUUCCUUUUCUUCUACUUUCUUUUCUUUCUCAACGGUUUUCUCUCUCUCUUUACUGCUUUUCUCUCUUUCUAAAUCCUUUCCCUCUUCCUUUCCCUCUCCCUCUCCCUCUAUCUCUCUGUUCCGUCUCUUAUCUUGUGCUGUCUUUCUUACUUCACUUCCCACCUUUUCUGAAAUACUCUACUUUCUUAGCGCACUUUCUCUCUCUUUACGACAUCUUUUUCAAUACUUCAUCAUUUCCUUCUCUUCUCUCUCUUCUCUCUCUCUCUCUCUCUCUCUUAAUUCUUUCUUCUUUUCAUGUCUUUCUCUCCCCUUUUUUAUUUUCUCCUUAUCAAACUUUCCCUCUCUUUCUUAA
Molecule: messenger RNA, 747 nt
Organism: Acanthosepion pharaonis
Lineage: Eukaryota; Metazoa; Mollusca; Cephalopoda; Sepiida; Sepiidae
Source: the annotation of a GenBank genome assembly